This is a messenger RNA of Prorocentrum cordatum, 689 nucleotides long. NCBI's taxonomy places the organism in Eukaryota, Dinophyceae, Prorocentrales, Prorocentraceae. The record is from the annotation of a GenBank genome assembly.
GAGCCUGGCGUGGGCAAGACCGCCAUCGCCGAGGGGCUCGCGUUGAGGAUCGCGCAGGGCAUGGUGCCUGACAUGCUCGAGGACAAGCGGGUCAUCGAGUUGGACCUCGGGCUCCUGCUCUCCGGCGCCAAGUACCGUGGCGAGUUCGAAGAGAGGCUGAAGAACAUCAUCACCGAGGUCCGGGAGAGCGGCAACGUCAUUCUCAUGAUCGACGAGAUCCACACGCUGGUGGGGGCCGGGGGCGACGGCGGCGGCGGCGCCAUGGAUGCGGCCAACAUCCUGAAGCCAGCCAUGGCUCGCGGGGACGUCCAGAUCAUGGGCGCAACCACGGUGGAGGAGUACCGCAAGUAUGUGGAGAAGGACAAGGCGCUAGAGCGCCGCUUCCAGCCCAUCAGCGUGCCCGAGCCAACCGUCGACCAGACCGUGCAGAUCCUCCGGGGGCUGGCCCGAAAGUACGAGGCGCACCACAGGCUCCGCUUCACCGACGAGGCCCUGUCUGCGUGCGUCAAGCUGUCCUCGCAGUACGUGCAGAACCGCUUCCUCCCGGACAAGGCCAUCGACGUGCUCGACGAGGCUGGCGCGCGGGUGCAGCUGCGGCAGCUGGCGAGGAUGCCGGAGGCGGCGAAGGAGGUGCGCGCGGAGAUCCGCGAGGUGCAGGAGCAGAAGGAGAAGGCCGUCCGCGAGCAGGA